AUGACAGAGUACGCUCCAACAGAGCCACAGCGAUUUCCGAGGCAAGCGUACGCUUUUAAUAGUCAAGUAGUCCAAAACUGGGACACCCCUAACAUGCCAGCUCAGGAAAUGCAAAGUUAUGAGCCAACAGAUAGCUCAAACUCAGUAAACAACUGGGUCAUGAACGGUAACCCUUCUUAUGCUGCUCAAGGAAAUGCAUACCAGACAAAUGGGAUUCCGCCAGGUUACGGUGCAUCUGUAUCAGAACAACCCUCAAUAAACCAUAUCAACGUACAUCGAAACAUUUCAAAUAGUAUAGGCAUAUCAGUUAAUACAGCUAAUCUUCCGGUAGGUAGCGCUAAUGUAAUCAGUACAGACGCUGGUAAAAUCAUUUGUGUGGCAGAUGUAAGAGGCAACAUUUCUCAAUUGAAUCAUCUUGCAAAACAAACUGGUGCUAUGGCUGUUAUCCAUUCGGGUGAUUUCGGAUUUUAUGAAAAUAAUAGUCUGGAACGAAUUAGCGAUAGGACUUUACGUCACCUUGUUACUUAUAGUACUAUUAUUUCUACGCAACAAAGAAACAAACUUCUUCAUAAUUCUACAUCUCCAGAGGAACUACGCCGCACAAUUAAAGAAUCACCUACUCCUCUAUUAUCUGAAUUUCCACUUUUCAUGAAAGGAGAAAAAACACUUGAUGUUCCUGUAUAUACAGUAUGGGGUGCAUGUGAAGAUGUUACUGUUUUAGAGAAAUUUAGGAUGGGACAUUACAAGGUCAAUAAUUUAUAUAUUUUAGAUGAAGCCAACACUUAUUCAAUUGAUGUGGGUGGCGUAAGUUUAAGAUUGUUUGGAUUAGGUGGUGCCGUGGUUCAACAUAAACUCUUUGAUAAUGGCGAAGGUAUUUCAACCAUUGCCGGGGGUCAUGGAACUAUGUGGACAACUAUUUUACAGAUAGGUGAAUUGGUUGAUACUGCUCAAAAACAUUUCGAUCCAACUGAAACGAGAGUUCUCGUCACGCAUGCUAGUCCUGGUCGUGAGGGACUUUUAGCACAAUUAUCUGUUGUUUUACGUGCUGACUUCACUAUUUCCGCUGGUCUUCAUUUCCGUUAUGGUAUUUCAUACAACGAGUUUUCUGUACAAGUUGACCAAGCAAAUUUUUGUAAUAAAUUAGAAACCUCCAGAAAAAGUUUCUAUGAAAUGUGGGAGUCUGUUAAAAGUCAAGUUGAAGGAUAUAUUGAUGAAAAUCAGAAAGUUCUUUUGCAUAACGCACUCACUGUUGUAGAAAAAGUUCCAUCGAUUAAUCGAGAAAGAGAGGAGCCUUCCUUUAAAAAUAUGUGGAACUUUAAUCUGCCCGAUGCUGCAUUUGGUUGGCUAUUAUUGGAUAUUAAAGAUGGCAGAGUCUCGGCCGAGACAAAAGCACAAGGUUUCAAUUUCUCAUAUCGUCGAGCCCCACCAACUCACCCAAUUACAGGCGCGCCCCAAAGUACACAGAUCGGUGCACCUACCAGUCCAUCACCCAUGAACCUCCAAACUAGACGAACACAAUCACAAUGGCAGCCUUCUCCUGCUCUUGUUCCUCAACCACACAUAAGUGCUGGACCGUCUCCAAUUUUAGUUCCUCAAAGAUCAUCAUCUCCAACUCAGAUCACGUCACCUAAUGAACUUAAUAGUAAUAGCUGGAAACAAUAUAACGAGUCUUCAUCUCCUACAAAUGAAGUUUCAACAUCACAAAAAAUUUUAGAAACGAAUAAUGAUACUUCUGAACGUGAUUCAUCCAAACUUGCUGGAAGUGAUACAAGUAAUAGUAGCCAGGAAGAUACAAUAACCAGUAAUACUAUUAGCAAUAAUGAUACCGCCAAUACUAAUCUUUCAGAAAAUAUCAUCAAUAAUAAUCAAAUAAAUGGAACCGUAGAUGGUGGUGGUACUUGGGCUGAUCAAACGCAACAUGAAUCUAAUUGGCCAAAAUCAGAUAUAAAUGAGUCUAAUCAGGAUCAUAUUAACAAUAAUACAAACAGCGAAGAAGGCUCUACUGUACCGCAAAACCGCAACCAAUAUAAUAAUCGUCGCGGUAAUAUUAAAAGCCCAUUUUCUACUUACGUUGGUAACUUGACACCGCCUGUAACCGAGGAUGAACUUAGAGCAAUUUUCGAAAAGGCCGAUUGUCAGAUUGAAAGGGUUCGCUUGAUGUUUGAUCAACAACAUGGUGGACAACGUAGCUUUGCAUAUGUAGACUUUAGUGAUGCUGCAUCACAAGAAAAGGCUAUUCUAUUAAGUGGCCAGGGGGUUCCGUAA
Funneliformis geosporum is the source of this 2265-nucleotide messenger RNA. Lineage: Eukaryota; Fungi; Glomeromycota; Glomeromycetes; Glomerales; Glomeraceae. The record is from the annotation of a GenBank genome assembly.